AUGUCGGGAACCAACCGUGAUAAAGGAGGGAUUGCUGCUCCUGUGCCGUGUGAGCAGAAAGUGGCCAGUCUGGAAGAAGAGAUUAAGGGGCUGAGAAACGUGAUCGACAACCAGCAUGGAUACAUCCUGGAGCUCCACAGCCACCAGGCUCAGCAGCUGGCGCACAUCCCCAACUCACAUCUGGGCCCCAAAAACCUGUACAGAGAUUGCUCGGAGGUGUUCGCUGAUGGGAAUGUGGCGAGCGGUUUGUACGUGAUUCGACCAGAUGGUUCCCCCACCGUGCUGAGCGUGUACUGCGACAUGAAUGAUGGAGGAGGAUGGACCAUCUUCCAGAGACGGAGAGAUGGCAAAGAAAGCUUUGACAGAGCGUGGGUGGAGUACAAGCAUGGAUUUGGAGACCUUCACUCUCCUGAUGGAGAGUUCUGGCUGGGCAACGAUGCUCUUCACUACCUGUCCUCCCAAGGAAAGUAUGACCUGCGCAUAAACAUGGAGGACUUUGAGGGUAAAGCACGCUUUGCAGAAUACAAGAACUUUCGUGUGGACGGUGAAAAGGACCAGUAUCAGUUGCAUUUAGGGGACUACACUGGCGAUGCAGGGGAUGCUCUGGCUGAUGUGCACGCCGGCCAUCGUCCAGCUGCAGUGAAAUUCAGCACAUAUGACAAGCUGCCUGGUGGAGAUGCCAAGUGUGUACGGCACAGCAAGUCCGGCUGGUGGUUCAGCAGGUGUGAUUCCGGGAAUCUGAACGGCCAUUACUACAAAGGUCCGUACCAAGCAAUGACUGACGACGGGGUGGUGUGGUACACAUGGCACGGGUGGUGGUACUCCAUCAAAUCUGUGGUCAUGAUGGUACGCGCUGCUGACCUUGAACAUCCACCCGGACAACUGGACCCGAUCAAAGCAGCAGGUCGUGUUACUUACAGGUGAAAAUGCUGCAAAAUGUACUGCUACAGGGUACUACUAUCACGGCAGACAGUAUUAUGCAGUCUUUUUG
This is a messenger RNA of Dunckerocampus dactyliophorus (ringed pipefish), 991 nucleotides long. RefSeq names its product fibrinogen-like protein 1. Gene Ontology annotation, biological process: negative regulation of T cell activation; regulation of immune response. The record is from RefSeq and is a predicted model, not a curated record. NCBI's taxonomy places the organism in Eukaryota, Metazoa, Chordata, Actinopteri, Syngnathiformes, Syngnathidae. Bases 1 to 924 code for a protein of 307 amino acids. The transcript has 7 exons.